AAAGUAUGAGAUAAAUAUUUGCUUUCUCAAUAUUGGCUAUUAUUAAUGUUAUUAUAUGCUAAAAUAAUAGCACAUAACAAAUCUAAAAGAUAUUUGAUGAUUAAGGAAUUCAUACAAUUUAUUAUAACAACACCUUUAAAUUAACUGGGCUGAAUAAUGCCAAUAUAGUAUUUUCUCUAGAAAAUAUGACAAUAAUGGAUUCUUUCUUGAUUGAAGGAAAUGAUUUAAGCUUUACUUUUUCAGAGUUUACUUUAAGAAAUGUUUCGAUUGGACUUAAUAAUUAGAGUUUAUUUGUGUUAAGUCAAACGAAGAGUUUUGUAAUAAAUAAUAUGAAGCUUGAAAAUAUUGAAAUUUUCACACCUAUUUUCUCUGUCAAUUAUUUAGAAGGUUUUAGUAUUGAAAGAGGAUAAAUUAUAAAUAGCUAUCUUGAGAAAGGGUUUGGUAGCUUUUAGGAGGUUUAAUCAUUUAUUAUAAAGUAAUCCAUUGUUGAUAUAGAUACAAUUUAAAAUUUGAAUGAACCUUUUUACAAAUUAAAUAACACUAAAAUGUUUCAUUUUGAAAACUGCAAAUUUGGUAUUCUAUCAAGAAAUUCUUUGAAUAAAGAUUAAUAGAAAGAAGUCUAUCUCACAGAGAAAGAAUAAAGCAAAUAAAAUAUUCCAAGUUUCAUUUAAAAUCAAAAGUAUUUAAAUUUUAUUGAAGUCUAUGGUAAUAAAAAGCUUUAUUAAGGUAGUGAAUCCUAUUUAAAGUUCAUAUAAGCUGAUUUUAAUAACACUAAUAUAAGAUUUUUACUUAUAUCUUCUUAAAUAGAGCAGAAAAUAAUAAUUUAAUUUUGUUAAUUUGCUAAUAUGAAGAGUGUAAGUUCAGGUGGCUGCAUAAGCAAUUUAGGUGUCGCUAUGUUAGAAUUCACAAAAACAAUCUUUGAUACAUGUUAAAGCUAAAUGUUUGGAGGAGCUAUUUACUCAGCUAAUCUAAAUGUAACAGAUGAAUUGAUCGUUUAGAAUUGCAAAAGUAAAAUAGGAGGAGGUGCAUUUUUAGGUUUAAGAGCUGAAGAUAAAAUGCUACUUGAUGCAGAAAAAAUUAAGUUUAUUAAUAAUAAAGCAACAGUUUCAUCUUAAUAAUAUUUUGCUUGCACAAAUUAGAUUGAUUCUUUUUAAAUGCCACAUUGUAAUUUAUUUGAAAUCGAUUCUUUAUUUUAAUUAAAUACAGAAUUAGUUAAUACAUAGUACUAUAUGGUGUAAUAGUAAAUAAACAUAGAAAAAUUAGUUACUCCUCCUUAUAUUAUUUAUCAUAUGUCACUUCAGCAAAAUAUGAUUUAUUUAAUAAGACUUAAAGUUGAAUAUAAGUGUGCAGAAUAAAAACAACUAUGUAGUGUUAGUGAAUUUGAUGAAUUUUAAUCAAUCGGAAAUCUCUAUGAUUUUAUUGAGGAUAAUCUUAAAUAAUAUUUUUACAACUUUAAUUUACCAAACGUGAAUUAUCCUUAUCUCUUAACAAGCUAUUUUGAAUAUUUUGAUUGCAUCAAUUCAUAUAUCGAUCUAUUUGAACUUUAAUUCUUUUAAAUACAUUUUUAUUAUAAAAAUUCAAGAUUUGGCUGCUAUAACCCAACAAAUAAUUGUCAAAAAGGUAUGGAGCAAGUACUAAAUGUGUAAAAAUAGUAAAUCUAAUGCAAAUAUUGUAGUUUUGGUUCUUAUAGUGGUGAUCCAUAAAAUAAUUGUGCUAUUUGUGAAACAGAAAAAUUUGAUAAAUGUUAUGCUGAUGUUUCUUAUCUAAAAUAAAAUCUUUGGAGACCUCAAAAUUCUCAAUUUAGCGAAACAUACCUUUGUGAGCUAAAUUAAUAAAGUUGUAAUGGGGAAAAGAGAUAUGGUUCUGGAAAUGAACUAUGUUUAGAGGGAUAUAUUGGACCUUAAUGCUUAACAUGUGACAUAAAUGGUGAAUAUUGGAAUGGUGAAUCAUAUGGAUUAUAAGGCUAUUUUUAAUGUGCUAAAUGUAGCACUCUUUAAAAUAAUACUUUAUUUAAUUAUUUAUCUGCUGCUUUCUCUCUCUUUUUAUUUUUCUUUACAGUUAGAGGUAGUUUUAAAAGAAUGUAAAAUUAGAUUUAUAGAAGAUAUCUUUCUUUCUAUAUGAAGAGAAUAUAUAUUGGAUAUAGCUUCAUUAGAUAAAACUAGUCCUCUGUCUAUACAAAGAUACUUCUUUUUAAUUUCUAGAUGUAUUUAUUGACAUAUUACUUUGUUGAUUUUAAUCAUUAUGACUAUUCGAUUCAUAGCAGAAUUUAUAGCUUUUUUAAUCCAUUGCAAAAUUAAGGAGGAACUUCAUACGACUGUUUUCUUAAAUAAUACUUUGAUAAAGCUGAAAGUUUAGGGUAUAUCAAGCUAUUAAUAUCUAUUAUGUCUCCUCUUGUUCUUAAUUUUUGCUUUUUGAUAUUUAUUGGCAUCUUUAGUUGUAUCAGAAAAAAAAAUUAUUUCUUUAUUAUCAUUAGCAGUUUCACGUACAGCAUCAUUUUCGUUUUUUAAUAAUCAAUUAUAUCAUAUUCUAUUGAAUCUUUUACAUGCAUUCAGCUUACGUAAAAAGAUUAAUACUUAAUGAUUGAUACAAGUAUUAAUUGCAGCAAUUAACACAUGAUGAAUUCUAUGAAAUAUUUAAGCAUUCCUGCUCUAAUUAUAUAUGUGUUUGCUCUACCUAUAGCUUUAUUUGGGUAUAUCUAUGCUAAUAGAAGUAAUUUGGAAAAGACCAAGAUUCUGAUUAUAUUUGGAUUUAUGUAUGAUGAAUACAAAAGAAGAUACUUUUAUUGGUAAUUUAUUAAAUUAAUACUAUCUACCUUAUUGUCAGCUUUAGUUUCUUUAGGUAAAGCUUAAAUUGUGCUUUCAUGCCUAAUAUAUUGUGCAAUUUUAUCUGUUUAUUCAGCUUCUGUUAUUUAUUUCUAACCUUUUUAGUAAGUGUUUAUUAAUAAAGUUGAGCUAGUAUCUAAUAUUUUAUCAGUGUUAUAUGUAAUAUCAUCUAUUUGCCUCUAGAUAGAAUUUGAUAGUUAAAACUAAUAUGAUUCUUAUAAAUUAGGUAGAAUAAUAUCAGAAAUAUUUUACUACUUGGUAUUAUUUUUAUAAAUGAUCUUUUAUAUCUAUAUAACAGUCUUGAUUAUUGGAUCAGUAUUUUACACUUCAAUUUAAGGUAUUCGUAGAAAGAGAUUUUUCUAAAGAAUAAUCAGAUUAUUUCCAUCUCUAAAGCUUUACAUAUACUCAAAACAGUUAGAAAUUAAUCUUUAAAAAUUUAGAAUGGUAGUAAGGAAUUGUAUAAUUAAUCAAAGCUUUUAGCCCAUUAAUGAGUUAGGUGAAAAUUAAGCUCUUAUAAAUAAUUGCGUCAAUAGUUUUUCAGAUACUCAAAUAAUACACCAUUAAAAAUUGUUGUAAUGAAUUUAAUUUUUAGUAUAUAGUAUGAUCUACCAUAAAAGAAAGUGAUAGACAGA
Messenger RNA from Tetrahymena thermophila SB210, 3454 nucleotides. RefSeq names its product transmembrane protein, putative. Lineage: Eukaryota; Ciliophora; Oligohymenophorea; Hymenostomatida; Tetrahymenidae. The record is from RefSeq and is a predicted model, not a curated record. The transcript has a single exon.